Scleropages formosus (Asian bonytongue) is the source of this 6700-nucleotide messenger RNA. RefSeq names its product methyl-CpG binding domain protein 5 (gene mbd5). The record is from RefSeq and is a predicted model, not a curated record. Bases 1009 to 5175 code for a protein of 1388 amino acids. Gene Ontology annotation, molecular function: chromatin binding; DNA binding. The transcript has 11 exons. Gene Ontology annotation, cellular component: chromocenter; nucleus. NCBI's taxonomy places the organism in Eukaryota, Metazoa, Chordata, Actinopteri, Osteoglossiformes, Osteoglossidae.
AUCCCAACAAGCCCAGAGAGAGACAGCAGCAGCAGUUGACGGGAGGACGCGUUUUAUUCUUAUUUUAAAGGGACAGAACUCCAUUUUAACCGACCGAAAUGUGGCGUUUCGUUGCCCUUAGCUAUUCGGGACCUGAAAAGAGCCGGGGGAAAGCGGGUGGGACGCCUGCAGGGUUAUUAUAUUAGGAGAAAGGAUCCAGAAAGAGCCCGUUUGUGUGUGUCAGAGCCCUCCUCGGCUCAGCUCUCUCUCGGCUGUGUCUGUGCCGUGGCCCUGCUCGGAGACGGCUCGGAAAAGGCUCCUCACCUCACUUCACUUGCUAUUCAAAAACUGCUCUCUUUUUACGGCCAGCAGCAGCUCGCUAUUUCAUUCUGUCCAAGGACCACCUGCUGACCCUCCCAUUGCUUCCGCUUCUUUAAGAGGGACUUGUAAGUGGCCACUGAGUACGAAGCUUGUGGCAGUAGAUUACAACAGGGCAUCAUGGUAAAUGUUGGAAAUGAUGAGAAGGCCACGCUGUAGGCUGUCAUCCACUUUUGCGGAGUUAGCGCUGGGAAGCGAAAGGCCACGAUGAACUUGGACUGGCUUGGCCUUCCUUCUUUAGUGAUGAGAGCUCCAAACACCAGUCGGCGAUCACUGUAGGAGAAGCGGCUCAGGCCUCUCUCUUUCCAGGACCUUAACUCUUGAGCCAUGUGUCUCCAGAAAUGAGCUGCAUCUGAUCUCCUCUAUGUAGGCCCUGCCUGCCACCCUCUUCCCCCUCCCCUUCCCUAACCAGUAGACAGGCUCCUGCUAAGAGAGACAACGAUGGGAAGCACCAUCGCCCUGUAGGAGGAUCGCCAUGAAAGAGCACAGAGGCCCGGCCAUGUGCCCGAGCAUAAAGUUGUGAGAGUGAACGCAGCCACGCAUGGUCCCUGUUUGGAAGACCAGGAUGACAUGUGGUCUGCCAACACUGAUGGACGUGUGAUAUCUUGCGAAGGUGUCGUGAACUGGACGACAGUGCCCAGGACCUGAAUCAUGAAUGGAGGAAAAGAGCAUGAGGGCGGGGACAGGGAGGGCCACACCCUCAUCGCCCAGGUGCCGAUUGGUUGGCGGCGCGAAGCAGAUUCCAGCAGAGUGGUCUAUAUAAGUCCCAGUGGGUCUGUGCUCUCCUGCCUGGAGCAGGUGAAGACCUACCUACUGACUGAUGGCACCUGCAAGUGUGGCCUGGAGUGUCCUCUCGUCCUGCCCAAGGUGUUCAACUUUGACCCCGGGGCCACCGUCAAGCAAAGGACUGCGGAAGAUGCAAAGGCCGACGAGGACGUCACCAAGCUCUGCAUCCACAAAAGGAAGAUCAUCGCUGUGGCUGCUCUGCACAGGAGUAUGGGAUCCCCACAUCCUUCUGUAGCUCUCAGCUGUUCAGGUGGUGGCACAGGUUCAACGUCAGUGGUCGCAACAUGUUCUGUGACUCCACAAGCAAUAAGGAAUAAAUUACAGGAGGGCCAGCCCAAUUCCGUACUUGCCGACUGCAAAAAUCCCUUCAAGGCCUUAAUCGCAGGCCAGCGACAGUACCAACAGGACCUCAGCGUGGCCCAGCAGCACGAGCUCUACCCAGGCCACCAGAAGCAGUGGCUGGGCAGUGGGGAGCAUGGUCAGAGGUCCCCAUACCGUGCAGGGCAUGGUGGUCUGUUGAGCCCUGCCUCCUCAGGCUCACUGGUCUACGGAGACGGCCCACUGUCCCCUAGGGCGGACCCCCUAGGUAGCCCUGAUGCUUUAGCACGCAGCAAUUUCCAUGGGGUCGGCAGCCCCAGUCCCCUCCACAGCCAUGGCAGAACAGCGCUAUCCCCACCAACCGCCCUGCGCCACAGCUCCCCUGUCCCCCAGCUGUCCUGCGCCAUGGCCGGGAGGACUAAUGUACCCCUCUCUCCCACCGUGUCCGCCAAAAGCCCCGUGAUGAAGAAGCCUGCGUGCAGCUUCCCACCAAACAUGGAUAUGCCUCGCACUGCCUUUCACCACAAGCCCCAGCCUGGGCCCCAUCCCCAGCACCUGCCACCUCUGCCCCCACCUUGUGUCCUCCAAAAAAAGCCGGUGACUUCAGAGAAGGACCCCCUGGGCAUCCUGGACCCCAUCCCCAACAAGCCAGUGAGCCAGAGUCCUAUAGUUAUGAACCCAUCCAGUUUCCAACCCAGUGUCCACUCUCAGGUACCAGUGAUGAAUGUAAACAUCCCUCCUGCCAUCGUCCCUCUACCAAGCAACCUCCCCUUGCCAACAGUCAAGCCUGGGCCCGUUGGCCAUGGAGGGCAUCCGCAGAGGCUCCAGCAUGCAGUGGCCACCACAUCCAUAUCACCGUCUCCAGUCACCUCGCCAGCACACCUAAGCACUUCUGCCAUAGGAAGGAUGGAAGCCUCGCCGCAAAGGUCCCGCUCGUCCUCCACCUCCUCAGAUCACGGGAGCUUCAUCGUGCCCGCUGGUCCCCAGGUGCCCUGCAGCAGCAUGAAGCCCCCUCCCAGGUCCCCCAGGUCCUCUGUGGGCUCACCACGCCCUUCCAUGCCUUCCAGCCCUUCCACGAAGUCUGAAGCUCUCCACCCUUACAAAGAUUUGCCCAGUCAACUUCUGGGGAUCAACAACGUCCUCAGCACUCAGCCCAGCUCCAUGUUCCCACCAGCUUCGGCUGCCAACGUGCCCCAGAAGGGCCAUGCAGGCCUGCUAGGAAUGCCCCUCAACCAGAUCCUGAAUCAGCAUAAUGCUGCCUCUUAUCCUGCAAGCAGCCUCCUUUCAUUAGCAGCCAAAGCACAGCUAGCCAAUCAAAAUAAACUCACAGGCAAUGGCAGCAGCGUAGGUAGUGGCAUUGGGGAUGGCAGUAGUGGUGCUAAUGGCACUAGCUCUGCCCUCAGUAGUGGCGGGGGCCCUGAUGGUCACAGCACUUUAAACUCCAUGUUUCCCCCUGGGCCCAAUGCACUGCUGAGCUCGGGUGAGGGUCAGAGCGGGCGGGCCGCGUUGCGGGACAAGCUCAUGGCUCAACAGAGGGACCCUCUACGCAAGCGCAAGUUGCCCGCUGGUGGCCACAGUGACAUUGUACUCGGCAUGCUCAAGUCCCAGAUUGGAGGAGCUAGACCCCCUGGCUCCCCAGAACAGUUGAGGAGACCCACACGGCCAGGUGCCCUCCCCCCUUCCACCUCUAUGGCACAGCUGCUCCAGUCCAUGAGCUGUCAGAGUUCCCACGCGGCAGCGGGCAAUGGGCCCGGUUGCAUGGGCCCUGGCCCUGGAGGCCCCUGCGGCCCAAGCCAGAUGCACUAUGUGGACGGGGCUGUGCCUUCUGGGCCCCCUCAGCAGCACCUAACAGCAUCACAGAGGCUGCACAGUGGAGAUGGCCUUCACCGCCACUGCAUGGAUGCUGCUGUGGUCCAGGACAGGGCCCACGGUCCACAUGGGCCAUUUACUGGGCUGGCCAACCAGGUGUUGUCCUCAGCUCCCUCCACAGGCUGCAGACCUCUUGGGAACCCUCACCCUCAUCACCAUCAGCCACAAGGCUACAGUCACACCCGCAUUCGGACCACCGUGCCAUCCAUGGCACUCAGCAGCAAUGGAGGCAACUGUGUGCAAAUGGAGCAAGGAGACACCUCCUCCCUGAACAUCAGGCUCACCAAGUCACAGCUGGGUCGUCUCCAGUCCCUCAUCAACCAUGGGCAGGUGGUCCCACAGCAUGGUCAGCCACCGUUCGUUCAGGGUCUGCAGGACAUGCAAGGGUUCCAGGCUUCACGCUCCUUCCCUGAAGAGCCUUUCCCUGAACACCCUGCUUCUAAUCCCAUGGCAUGUCUGUUUCAGAACUUCCAGGUGGGCUUGCCUGAAAGCAUUUCAGUCCCCAACAAACGUGUGAGCCCUCAGUCAGGGAUGCCUUCACUUCCUGAGGCCGUAGGGCUGAAUUCGCUGCAGCAGUUGCCAGACGGCACAUGUGAGCCACAGUCCUCAACCUUGGCCCCGCCCACUAGUAUUCCUGGAGCAGAAGGUCUCCCAGGAGGUAGAGUGGACUCUGUGGACGCCAUCUACAGGGCAGUAGUGGAUGCAGCCAGUAGGGGCAUGCAUGUAGAGAUCACGGCUGCAGCAGGUGGCACUACACAGGCCAGCCCCCUCCCCGCCCUGAGUGCCAUGAGUGCCUUUGCCACCUCUGCUGGAGAACCGGUCAUCCUCCCCCAUGCUGUCAGUGCCGUCAUCCACAAUCAACGAGCACCCCAGCAGGACACGGACACCCAGCUACAGCCGCCUCGGGGUAGCCGCCCCCGCAUAAAUUCUGAGCAGGGCAAGGGAACGCCAGAGAGUGACCACUUCCGCUCCCCUGGUCGCGGCACCCCCAGGCGGCAGUGGGAAGGUGAAGUGGGGAUUCCAGUAGUGGACGGUGCCACCCAGUGGCGUGGUGAGGAGUUCCUGGAGUGUUCUACCCAAGUGCGGAGCAGCAGCCCCUGUUUGGAAAGGACACCAUGCCCUGCCGAGCUCCCUCAGGAGCACACUGCUUUCCUGGAGGAGAGCCUCCGCUUCAGCAGCUGUAAGCAGGCAGCCGCCAAUUUCAAAGAGCGACUGGAGCAGACAGUUGAGCGUUGCGCUCACAUGAAUGGCAGUGCACCGCAUCCAACCCCGGCCCGAGGGUAUGGGGAUGUACUGGGCCCCUCCAGGCAGGAGUUACCAAUGGACGACCAGUCCCCUGGCUCCUCCACUAGCCUGGAGGGCCCCCUGGCAAAGGAUUAUGGGCACUACAAUGGGCACUACAAUGGCUGUGCACCCAGUCCUUCUGACACCAAGAGCCUCAGUAGCGAGGAAGACCUGCGGCAGCCCGACUCUCCUUCCUCCAGUGAGCUCCUCCACUACCGGCCGCCACGGACGUUUCACAUGGGAGACCUGGUGUGGGGCCAGAUCAAGGGCUUCCCGCCUUGGGCCAGCAAGCUGGUGGGCAAGGGCCAGGGACUUCACUCAGGCAUGCAGAACAACCAGCAAGGCAGGGUGGAGCCAGAGAAGCUGAAGACACUAACCGAGGACCUGGAGGCACUUAACAGGGCCACCAAGUUGAACAGGAAAGGUGGGAAGUUGAAUAACCAUUUAGAAGCUGCUAUACAUGAGGCCAUGAGUGAGCUGGACAAAAUGUCGGGCAACGUUCAUCAGAUCUCAACAAGGGACCGGCAGGUCAAGCCCAAGAGGAGGAAGAUCUCUAGAUAACAUUGAAUGUUUUGGUCGCCAGUCCAGUGCUCAACUGUGGAACUGUGUACAUACAGAGUCUUAAUCAUUUAACCACCCCCCUUCCCACCCCAGCCCCUGGUGCUACAAUCACGCAGCGGUACAGUAUUUUUUCAAGCCCUUCCCCAUUGCCCCCCAAAUCCACCUCCAUUUAGGCACAGACUGAGAGUGAAGGUGCUGGACAAGCCAUGCAGAAACUGUGUAAACAAUAAUUGCAAUUUGUCUACAGCUUGCUGAAGAACUAUUUUCUUUUUCUAGAAUAAUUAAAAAAAAAAAAGAUCCUCCAUAUAAGGAAAUAAACAGUCCAAAUAUUUCUGAUACAUUUUCAGUAUGUAUAUAGACAAAUUUCAUGGUGAUAUUCUGAAAAAAAUGUAAAUGUUGUAUAAUAUGGUCAUGUACAAGCGUACCCAAUGCACACUUUAUCUUUUAUUGUACAAAACAGAAAAAGUGUAAAAAUUUCUUUGAUUUUUAUUCAGUACAUGGUCAGUAUGACUACCAGUGUAAACAGGAUUAAUAAAGAGAUACAGCCUAAAGCUUUUAUACAGUAUGACUACAAUUAAAAUGCUGUUUUCAUACCAAACAGCAGGAGAAAUAGGCAUGAUUACAUAAUCCCUGGAUUGUACCAGACACUUCACACCCAAUAAGAGUGUUCAUUUAUGUGUGUUUGAAAAGGAAUGAACUUUACCAGCUGAAUGUGCUUCUGGGCUCCUCUUGAACCAAGUCGCCGUGGCACUCGGAGCCACAAGUGAAAUUUUAGCAUCACUUGCGUGGCUGUGCACAUAGAUCACCCCACAGCAGAUGUGUCUCUCUAGAUCCCUGCUCUCUACUUGACUGGCGCAUAUAAUCCAGCCUCAUACAUGUUACAAGAGAAGAAAAGCCAUGUACUAGUAUGGAGACUAGGGUGUGUACUAAGUGUGUAGUAAGAUAUUCAGUAGUUGUUUGUACUUCAAAAGUAAAUCAAUUAUUUUUCUUGAAUAUUUUUGAUAAUACAGAUAGGAAUUCUAAGUGUUAGAUGCAUCCACUUGGAAAAUUAUAGCACACAAGGUUUAAAUCUUUAAAUCUGAAGUUAAACUGACUUGUCAUCCCAUUUAUAUCACUUGCUGUAGUCUGAAGUACAGGAAAUUAAUCCAGUGAUAUUCUGUCUGGUGACUGCAAAUAUCUGUAAUAUUGGCAAGAGUGAAACACAGCAUAGUUAAGCAACUGAAAUGAGGCAUUUUACUUUCUUUGGGCAUUUUGUGAUGUUUUUUAGAAUAUGUCAAAUUGGGGUCAAAAGUCUCAAUUCACUUCCAGCAGCUUGUUGUAUCUGACAGUUUAAAGCAGCCAACUGAUACACUGGGAUUUCAGAUGCAGGUCAAUUUAUCUUUUCCUUUUAAACCAUAGCGAAAGUUACCCAAAUACGCAAGAUUGUUUGUAUGACCUAAGCCUUAUAUCAAAUGCAAGAAACCCAGCUGCCAAAGCUUUAUCACUGGUUUUAUUUUUAAUUAGGGGCCUUAAUUGUUCUUUUUGU